GGGGUAGGUCAUAACAUUUUAUCUCAAUGAUAAAUAAUUAAAAAAAUAGCUUUAAUUAUCAAGAUAAUAUUAGCAAAUUUUAAUUUACAGGGAUACAGGGGGAUUACGAAUUGACAUUUUAUAAAAGUUACGUUUUUGUAGGACGUUUCACGAUUGUGAUUACUUUCAUUGAAUUGAAACAAAUGGAUUCCAUACGAAAAUCGGUGUUAAUGAGUUUUAAAAAACUGCACAGAACAAGAAAUAAUGUGUUUAAAGGUGAUGUCAAAGCUUUAAAUGCAGCUAGAGUUAAAAUCAAUGAGGAGUACAAGAAGAACAAACAUGUAACUGACACAGCAGCAAUACAAGCUAUGAUAAAAUUUAGUACAGACGUAGAGAAUGAAUUGAGGACUCAAGUUAUUCAAGCUAAAGAAGUGAAACCAGGUGUUUUUGAGGCAAGGAUAACAGAUGACACUGUUAAGUUAGAGAAUGUUCCUUUUGAUGAACAUGCAGUACUGCCAACUAAAAAGGGAAAACGUAAAUCUUGUUGCCAAGACGAGGCAAUCAACAAAUAGGUUAUGUAGUAUUGUAUGUAUGUAUGUAUUUUUAAUCUGUCGAUUCUGGUUAUAAUUUGAAAACAUGCAGUCUGUCAAUAGAAUAGGUAUAUAAUUUAGAAAUUUGUUAUGUACAGUUUAGAAUAAUAGGUUAAGAAUAAAUGCUUUUAUAAAA
Molecule: messenger RNA, 705 nt
Organism: Leptidea sinapis
Lineage: Eukaryota; Metazoa; Arthropoda; Insecta; Lepidoptera; Pieridae
Product: complex III assembly factor LYRM7
Exons: 4
Coding region: 183-551 (122 amino acids)
Biological process (GO): mitochondrial respiratory chain complex III assembly
Source: RefSeq, a predicted model, not a curated record